Molecule: messenger RNA, 2100 nt
Organism: Ictidomys tridecemlineatus (thirteen-lined ground squirrel)
Lineage: Eukaryota; Metazoa; Chordata; Mammalia; Rodentia; Sciuridae
Source: RefSeq, a predicted model, not a curated record
AUGGGCUAUGCACAAUUUGGGGAGGGAUCAGGACCCAUCUGGCUGGACGAGCUGAAGUGCACAGGAGAGGAGGACCAAGUGUGGAAGUGCCCAGCUCAAGGCUGGGGACAGCAUAACUGUGCGCACAAUGAGGAUGCAGGUGUCAUCUGCUCAGAGUACACAGAAGUCAGGCUCAUGAAAAAUGGCAGCUCUUGGUGUGAGGGUCAAGUGGAGAUGAAGACCUCUGGAGGCUGGAGAACACUCUGUGCCUCCCACUGGAAUAUGGCCAAUGCCAAUGUCGUUUGCCGUCAGCUGGGCUGUGGGGUUGCCAUCUCCACCCCAAAGGGAGCGUACUUUGUGGAAGGAGGAGAUGAGAUCUGGAGAGACACAUUCCACUGCUCAGGGUCUGAGUCCUUCUUGUGGAAUUGCCCUGUGACUGCCCUGGGUGUUUCUGCCUGUGACCAUGGAAACACAGCCUCUGUGGUCUGCUCAGGUAACCAGACUAAGUUGCUGCCCCAGUGCAAUGACUCCUUGUCUAACACAGCAGGCUCUGCAGCCUCAGAGGGCCACACUGCCAACUGCUCAGACAGCAGACAGCUCCGCCUGGUGGACGGGGGCAGUCACUGUGCAGGGAGAGUGGAGAUCCUGCAGCAGGGCUCCUGGGGCUCCAUCUGUGAUGACAGCUGGGACCUGAGUAACCAGAUUGAGUUGCUGCCCCAGUGCAAUGACUCCUGGUCUGACCCAGCAGGGUCUGCAGCCUCAGAGGGCCACACUGCCAACUGCUCAGACAGCAGACAGCUCCGCCUGGUGGAUGGGGGCAGUCACUGUGCAGGGAGAGUGGAGAUCCUGCAGCAGGGCUCCUGGGGCUCCAUCUGUGAUGACAGCUGGGACCUGAAUGAUGCCCACGUGGUGUGCAGACAGCUGGGCUGUGGAGUGGCCCUGGAGGCCACCAUCUCUGCUCACAUUGGAGAGGGAUCAGGGCCCAUCUGGCUGGAUAAGCUGAACUGCACAGGAGAGGAGACCCAUUUGUGGCAAUGCCCUUCCCAGGGCUGGGGGCAGCACAACUGCAGGCACAAAGAAGACGCUGGGGUCAUCUGCUCAGAGUUCCUGGCCCUCAGGCUGGUGAGCGAGGACCAGGAGUGUGCUGGGUGGCUGGAGGUUUUCUACAACAACACCUGGGGCAGUGUCUGCCACAGCCCCAUGGAAGCUGUGACCUUGUCCGUGAUCUGCAGACAGCUUGGCUGUGGGGACAGUGGGACUCUCAACACUUCUGUUCCUCUCAGAGAAGGUUCUAGACCUCGUUGGGUGGAUGGAAUCCAGUGUAGGAAAACGGACACCUCUCUCUGGCAGUGUCCUUCUGACCCCUGGAAACAGAGAUCUUGCUCUGCAAAGGAGGAAGCUUAUAUCAUGUGCUCAGGAAACCGACCCAAGAGCUGUCCAGCCACUGCACCCUGCACAGACAAAGAGAAGCUCCGACUCAGGGGAGGAGACAGUGAGUGCUCAGGGCGAGUGGAGGUUUCGCAUGAAGGCGCCUGGGGCACUGUGUGCGAUGACUCCUGGAGCCUGGCAGAGGCUGAGGUGGUGUGUCAGCAGCUGGGCUGUGGCUCUGCGCUGGAAGCCCCAGGAGAAGCUGCAUUUGGCCCUGGAAAUGGAAGCAUCUGGCUAGAUGAGGUGCAGUGCAGGGGCAGGGAGCCCUUCCUGUGGGCCUGUGCUGCAGCACCCUGGGGACAGAGUGACUGCAAGCAUGAGGAGGACGCUGGUGUGAGGUGCUCUGGUGAAAGGACAACAACUCGCCCAACCAGGAGAAGUAAGCACCAGUUCGCCUCAGCUCCUGUCCCUGGCAUCUUCUCCUUACCUGGGAUCCUCUGCAUGAUCCUGGGAGCCCUUCUCUUUCUUGUUCUCAUCAUCCUGGUAACUCAGCUGCUCAGAUGGAGAGCACAGCGCCAAGUCUUAUUCACUUUUGAAGAUGCUGUUGAUGAGGUCCUGUACCAGGAGAUAGAUUACCCCAUAAAUCCAGAGAAGGAGAGCCUGCUGAACAGCCCAGGAACCAUAUCUGAUGAUGGCUCAGCAACUAAGCUACCCUAUUACACAGGGGACAAUGAGGAGAAUGGAGACCCUUAA